This is a messenger RNA of Panicum virgatum (switchgrass), 806 nucleotides long. RefSeq lists its product as uncharacterized. Lineage: Eukaryota; Viridiplantae; Streptophyta; Magnoliopsida; Poales; Poaceae. The record is from RefSeq and is a predicted model, not a curated record. The transcript has a single exon. Bases 180 to 509 code for a protein of 109 amino acids.
UCCCAAACCCACUGCACACUUCACAACGCGACGCGUCUCCUCGCUUCUUCUUCUUCUUCCCAAAUCGCAGCAGGCAGCAAGCAUCCAUCAGCGCGCGCACUCUCCCAGGGCAGAGCAAGGCGUCCGAUCGAGAGAGACAGAGGGGGAUAUCCAUCAGCCAGGCACUGGCGACGAGAUCCAUGGACGCGUCGCCGCCGUCGUCCCCGUCGAAGCUUGGGCACCGGCUGCGGACCACGGUGUGCUGCUGCUUCGGCGGCGGGAGCGGCGCCGGGGCCGAGAGGGCGCGGUGGCGGCGGCGGGGCGCGGCCGCGGGGGAGUUCCGGUACGACGCGCUGAGCUACGCGCUCAACUUCGACGAGGGCGGCGGCGACGACGACGACGCGUGCGCCGACCCCGCCGCGGCCUUCCGGUACCGGAACUUCAACGCGCGCCUGCCGCCCUCGCCGCCGCCCGCCGCCGCGCCCCCGCGCCCGCAGCGGGACGCGGCCAUCGCCAUCGCCAUCGCGUAGGACCAAAUCAAUCGCUCUAUGACCUUUUUUUUUUGUUUUCUCCCCUCUCGCGUAAGCGUAAUUGUAUGAUCUGCUGAGAGCUCUGUGCAGCAAAAAACUGAUGAAUUGUGGUAUAGCAAUUGCGGUAGUAAUAGUAUAAUCUAGGGAUGGUCCAAUGCGACGGGUUCCCACAGUGUAAUCGGGGCAGUACAGAUUGGCGGCGGCGGUGAUGAACCCUAGAAAUUGGGGGGUUUUGAUUCGCCGACAGCAACCGAAACAUGUUCCCUUCUGUUCCUCGGCGAGGAUCUCCUCUGUUUA